Messenger RNA from Knipowitschia caucasica, 3135 nucleotides. Lineage: Eukaryota; Metazoa; Chordata; Actinopteri; Gobiiformes; Gobiidae. The record is from the annotation of a GenBank genome assembly.
AUGUCGCGCAGAAAGCAAGGCAAGCCGCAGCACCUGAGCAAGCGGGACUUCUCACCUGCGGAGCCGGUGUCUGGAGCCGUGGUGCCGUCAGAGGAGCUGCUGGACUCAGGUCUGAGCGGUCACCCUCCGCUGGGGUCCGCUCUGUCCCGCCUCGAGCCGCCGCCGUCACGCCUCGAGCUGGGGUCACGCUUUGACAUCAGUCGCCAUGACCUUUCCACCCGCCACGACCUCUCUACCCGCCUGGACUCCACCCGCCACAACCUCUCUACCCGCCUGGACUCCACCCAGCUGGACUCCACCCGCCACGACCUCUCCACCCGCCACGACCUUUCCACCCGGCUAGACUCCACCCGCCUGGACUGUCCCUCCUGCCCUGAAGUCUCCCGGAGCUCGGACCUCCAAUCACGCUUUGAUCUCCCUCGCCGCUCCAACCUGGGAUCUCGGGCUGAUGCAUCAACGCGCCCAGAGGCAGCCCGCCAUGACUCGUCUCACCAUGACCCGUCCCGCCAUGACCCGUCCUCCCCGUCCUCUGCGGCUCACGACCUGCUCACCUGUGGCCAGUGCCAGGCCUCGUUCAUGCUGGGAGACAUUGUCCUCUUUAUCGACCACAAGCGGAAGCGUUGCCACGGCGCGUCGUGCUUGAGGGGGCGUGGCCUGGACAAGCCACCGUCACCUGCGCCUGGGCUCGCGCUCACGCCGGCGCACGUGCUCAGGGGGGGGAGGGGCCCCGUGGAGGUCGGCGUGCAGGUGGACCCACGGGAUGGAGCCAAGACCGAGUCACCGAGAGCUGUGUGUCCCAAAGUGGAGCCAGGGAAGGAGGAGCCGAGCACCUACACCUGCACCACGUGUAAGCAGCCGUACGGCAGCGCCUGGUUCCUGCUGCAGCACGCGCAGCUCGCUCACGGCUUCCGCAUAUGUCUGGACUCGGAGCUGUGCAGCCCGCUGACGCCGCGCACGGGCGCCGCUGCGCUGCGAGGUGGCGGCGCGGCGUGUGCCUCUCAACCGCCACUGCACGGUCUCCACCUGCCGCCGCACGCCAGCCCCUUCAACCUGCUGCGCAUUCCCGGCUCGGGCUCCGGAGGGCGGGAGAGUGCAGGUCAGACGCAGAGGUUUCCGCCGACUCCUCCUCUGUUUAGCCCGCACCAGCUGAACCCACACCACGACCGCAACCACAACCAGGAGCAUGACCCUCACCACCUGGACCGGAACCUGGACCCACAUCACCUGAACCCAGAGGAGAUGGCCCUGGCGGCUCACCAUCCCAGUGCCUUUGAUCGUGUGCUGAGGCUGAACCCGCCGCACCCCCUUGAUGCGCCUCCUUCCAUGGAUUUCUCACGUCGUCUUAGAGAACUGGCUGGAAACACCUCGUCGCCGCCCCUGUCCCCGCGCCGCCCCAGCCCCAUGCAGCGCCUGCUCCAGCCGUUCCAGACCUCAGGAAGCAACGGCAGCAUCAGCAGCGCAGGGAAAGCCACGUAUCUGUCUACACCACCGCCGAACGCAGCCUCAACGCAGUCUCCGGUGAGAGCGCAGCAAACAACCCCCACCUCCUCCGCGCCUGUGCUCCCGGCCUCCGGAGACAGCAACGCACUCAACGCCAAAACCAAGUGCUGCGAGUUCUGCGGGAAGUCGUUCAAGUUCCAGAGCAACCUGAUCGUGCACCGACGCAGCCACACGGGCGAGAAGCCGUACAAGUGCCACCUGUGCGACCACGCCUGCACCCAGGCCAGCAAGCUCAAGCGCCACAUGAAGACGCACCUUCACAAGGCGUCUUCUCCAAACGCCACCAAGUCUGAGGACGGUCUCUCUGCGGCCUCAUCUCCUGAGCCGGGCACCAGCGAGCGAACGGCCAGCAACGCACUCAAGUCUGUGGUGGCCAAACUGAAGCGCGAGAAUGGCCGCCUGCUUCGGGAAAACGGUGAAGAGGAGGAGGAGGAGGAAGAGGAGGAGGAGGAGGAAGAAGAGGAGGAAGAGGAGGAGGAGGAGGAAGAGGAGGAGGAAGAAAUGGAAGUGAUGCAAAACGGCGUGGAGCAUCGGCGCGACAGCUUCCACUUCAGCCUGAACCUGGAUGACAGAACAGACAAUAGCACUCUGCUCGGCCCGCGGCACCUGGAGGACAACGCUCUGCUCGGCCCGCGGCACCUGGAGGACAGCGCUCUGCUCGGCCAGCGGCACCUGGAGGACAGCGCCCUGCUCGGCCAGCGGCACCUGGAGGACAACGGUCUGCUCGGCCCGCGGCACCUGGAGGACGCAGCCCUGCCGCGGUCACUGCCGGAGGUGAUGCAGGGGAUGGGGCUGGCCGCAAGCAUGCACCACUUCAGUGAAGCUCUGAGCGCACACAAACGCAACGCGGCGGCACAGGAGAACCACGUGAACCACCACUCAAGCCGCGGCGCCCGGGAGGACGCAGAGUCUGUGCUGGAGCUCGAGCGCACUGAGGAGAUUCCAGCUGUGAACGGUCGUCUGGCGUCUCCCAAUGAAUCAGCUGCGAUCGGACUGAGCAAAAAACUGCUGUUGGGCAGCCCCAGCCCGCUCAGCCCGUUCACCAAACGCAUCAAACUGGAGAAAGAGUUUGACCUUCCCACGCCGACGAUUCCCAACACGGAAAACGUAUACUCCCAGUGGCUGGCGGGAUACGCAGCGUCCCGACAACUCAAAGACCCUUUUCUAAACUUCGGGGACUCGAGACAAUCGCCCUUCGCCUCAUCGUCUGAGCACUCGUCAGAGAACGGCAGCUUGCGCUUCUCGACGCCGCCAGGCGAGCUCGACGGCAGGAGCGGCACGGGGAGUGGGGGCAGCACUCCGCACCUGGGGGGUCCCGGCCGCCCCAGCUCCAAGGACGGGCGUCGCAGUGACACGUGUGAGUACUGCGGCAAGGUGUUCAAGAACUGCAGCAAUCUGACAGUGCACCGGCGCAGCCACACGGGCGAGCGGCCGUACAAGUGUGACUUGUGCAGCUACGCCUGCGCACAGAGCUCCAAACUCACGCGCCACAUGAAGACGCACGGGCAGGUGGGCAAGGACGUGUACAAGUGCGAGAUCUGCCAGAUGCCCUUCAGCGUCUACAGCACCUUGGAGAAACACAUGAAGAAGUGGCACAGCGACCGGCCGCUCAGCACCGAGAUCAAGUCGGAGUAA